ACCAGAUUGCUCAGUUCAUAGUGACCCGACCUUGUAGCCUGGCUGAUGAGGACGAAGCCUUCAUCCCGGGAGAGAGGGACACUUUGCGGAAGUCCAUGACCCUGAUGAGACAUCUGCUCGUGGAUGCUCAGGGGAAAAUCCUUAAAAUGAUGGAAGACAACAAACAGCUGGCACAUAGGAUUGAUGGGGCCAUCCAGUCUGCCAGUCAAGAAGUGACCAACCUCCGCUCCGAGCUCUCUGCCACCAGCCGCAGACUGGCAGAGCUGGGUGCCAGCAGCCCCCCUGCCUUGGAGAACCACCACCAGCACAACCACCAUGAUGACAGCCUCCACUACCGGGAUCCAUCGGUGCAUCACAGACAGAAGACAGUGGUGACAGACAUGUGCUACCCGACAGAGAUAUCCAGCCUGAUGGACUUUGGCACUCCUGACUGCUCGCUAGGCAAAGUGUUGUUGCGUGAGGAGGUGGCUCAGCUUCAAGAGGAGGUCCACCUGCUCAGGCAAAUGAAGGACAUGUUGACUAAGGACCUGGAGGAGACCCAGGGAGGCUGCUCUGCCAAUCUGCUCUCGGCCACUGAGCUCCGUGUGCAGUUGGGUGACAAGGAGCAGGAGCUGGACCGUGCCAAGGAGGCCUUACAAGCUAUGAAAGCAGACCGUAAGCGUCUAAAGGUGGAGAAGGCAGACUUGGUGAGUCAGAUGCAGCAGCUGUACACGACACUGGACAGCAGAGAAGAUCAGCUCAGAGAAUUCAUACGCAACUACGACCAGCACCGAAAGGAGAGCGAGGAUGCAGUGAAAGCCCUGGCAAAGGAGAAGGACAUGUUGGAGAGGGAGAAGUGGGACUUGAGGAGGCAGACCAAAGAAGCCACAGAACAGGCCAACAUCCUGCGAUCUCAGAUGGACAUGAAGGAGAACAGGGUCAAAGAACUGGAGGCGGAGCUCACCAUGGCAAAGCAGUCCCUGGCCACCUUGACAAAAGACGUACCCAAGCGCCACUCUUUGGCCAUGCCUACAGAGCCUGUGGUGAACGGCAGUCAGGAGUGGGUGAUGCAGGCUGACCUGCCGCUCACUGCUGCCAUCCGUCAGAGCCAACAGACGCUGUACCACGGACACACCACGGACAGACAGGCUGUGGUCAGGAUCAGUCCCUGCCACUCUCGCCAGCCCUCUGUCAUCUCUGACGCCUCUGCGGCCGAUGGAGACCGCUCCUCCACGCCCAGCGAUAUCAACUCACCUCGUCACCGGACCCACUCCCUCUGCAAUUCCAUGGAGGACCUGGAGGACCAGAAGCGUAAGAAGAAGAAGGAGAAGAUGACUCUGGGAUCCCUGUCACGGGUGUUCGCUCGGGGCAAACAGCGCAAGUCACUGGACCCAGGCCUGUUUGAUGACUCUGACAGCCUCACACAGCAGAGCCUGUCUGAUGGAGAAGAUCAGCUGGACCGCCUCCAGCAAGCAGAGCUCACAAGAAACACAUGCAUGUCGCUGUGGAGGGCAGGUGCAGUCCAGGCCUGGCUGGAGGUUGUCAUGGGAAUGCCCAUGUACAGCCAAGCCUGCUCUGAAAACGUCAAAAGUGGCAAGGUGCUACUCGGCCUGACAGAUGAGGAUUUAGAGCUGGGUCUGGGUAUCAGGAAUCCCAUUCAUCGCAGAAAACUAAGACUGGCCAUUGAGGAUUACAGGAGAGCUGAAGGGGACCAAGGACUAUCAAAAGCGUCCGAGAUGGACCACCACUGGGUUGCAACAUCAUGGCUGAGUGAUGUGGGAUUGCCUCAAUACUCCCAGACAUUCCAGACUAAUUUGGUGGACGGACGAGUGCUAAACUCUCUGAGCCGCCGAGACCUGGAGAGGUUCCUCAACAUCAGCGAUCAGUACCACCAGACCAGUCUGCUCCUGGCAAUCCAGCUCCUACAGAUUGUCAGUUUUGAUAAAGAGGCUCUGCAAGCACGGCGGGCAAAAUGUGAGCACCAAGACCGGGACCCCAUUGUUUGGACAUGUCACCGAGUAAUGAAGUGGAUCAGAGACAUAGACCUCAAGGAAUUUGCAGACAAUCUUCAGGGUAAAGGGAUCCAUGGAGCUGUGAUAGCUCUGGAUCCGUCCUUUGACACAGAGGCCAUGGCCAAAGCCCUGGGGAUCCCCAGCAACAAACACAUGCUGCAUCGGCACCUGUAUGAAGAGAUGAAAUCACUCGCUGUCCCUCACAGCAGUGCAGAGCAGGGCGGUGAGGUUAUCAGCUCCUCUUCACCUGUGGCUGUUAACCGCUUUGCUGAAGAGAGGGGGUCAAUGAGAAGAUCAGCCAAGAGUCCACUGAGGUUACGUGCAAACAGCCACUCUGUGGAGAGAGGCCUGGGCUUCCACGGCAGCUGCGGCUCUCUGCCCAGAGAGGCCAGAGUUCAGGCCAUUCCUCGUGCCAAAGGCAGCCCGAUGCACACCUACAAGAGUGUUGAAAUCACCAACGUCUGAACGAGCCUCGCCAUCGACAUCACUCGCGUUGUUACUAUUGUUUACAUUGUUAUUGUAUUACGGCUGUUUACUACUGAGAGCGACCUACACUCAGCAUCGCUGGACUUUUAAGAGGAAGUUGUUUUAAAGGGUUGUUUCAUUUAAUUGAAAAAGUCAAACUGGUAAAUACAAGAACAACAGAGGGUCAAUUCUGUUUCUCGGAAAGCAGUUUUAUAUUAGAAGCUUAUGGAAGGCUUAAGAAUAACCUACACGUGAUAAAAGAUCAGUGUUGUUCUCCAUUGAUGCCUUACAGGAAACAGGUCUCACAGCACUGUUGCUUAUUUCCCUUUCACCAGUUUCUAACAAGUCAGUUAAAUGUACUUUUUAUUGUUGCUCAUGUAAGUAAAUGAUUAUUUCCACUUGAGAUGAAGGAAAAUGUCACAAUAACUUUCACUGUGUAGACACAUAUCAGCUGUUAAUCCUCUGAAUUGUGACAUGUCAGCAGCUGAGUGAGUGAGAUUUUGUUCGUGGCUCAAAUCAGGUCUUCCGCCUCUUCUGAUCUUCCACUGGCCGACGCAAAUUAUUAUUAAUACCAUUAAUGUGAUACACAGCAGGCCUUAUCUUAAGACAGCAUUAAAAUAUAUGGAAUUUGGGAUAAAUUUUGAGCUAAACUUGUCAUCAAAAUAGCCAAGAGAUACAACUUUUAUGACACUGCUUAUUCUAGCACACGAGACAAUCUUUAACAUUAAUUCUGUACUUUGGGAAACUGAUAAAAUCUUCUCCUUCAUGUUACAUCAUAUAAUCUUAAGUAUCUGUUGUUUUUCAUGUGACAUUGUUGCUAAAAAAUCACCCUGUGUAAGUGAUAUGUAGAUAAAGCAUACAAGUGAAUAUUGGGUUUUGAAAGUGAUAAUGUGAUGUGCAAAUUUAGGCAUAUGGCCACCACAUGUUUAUACUGUAUAAGCACUGAAAAAGGCAAAGUUGUUGCUUCUAUUAUGAACUUCAUAGAGAGAAUGUAAUGAUAUAUUUUGUACAGUUGUAAACAUGUUUUAUAACACAGUUGUGUACAGUUUGCUGUUCCUGAGCAUGAAAACACACAUUUGAAGUGUCACACUGUGUGCAGCUGAAAGCCUGAGGUUAAUUCAAAUAGUAGAAAACAGGUUUUUCUGCCACUUUCAGGGCGUCUCCUCCAGUUGCCAAAAGCAAAGUUGUUUAAGCUGGAAGACUGGACCAGUUCAACCCUGCAGUGUACCAGAAGGGAAGGUGUUUGUGUUAAUAUGUUUACCCUCUGUCUUCACGCAGCUGUCGUGUAUGCCAACUUUAAAGGUGAAAUUUUUGUCAACUAUCAAUAAAGGAGAGGAGGGAUGUUCAGUUGGUUGCAACCUGCAACUAUACCACUAGAUGGCACAAAAUCCUACACACUAUAUCUUUGAGUUUUUAUCCUAUGGAGAUUCUGCACAGAUAUAGAGUAUACUGUGCAGCUAUUGUGAUGUGCAGCUUUACGGUGUUU
Molecule: messenger RNA, 3942 nt
Organism: Scatophagus argus
Lineage: Eukaryota; Metazoa; Chordata; Actinopteri; Scatophagidae
Gene: kaznb
Product: kazrin, periplakin interacting protein b
Exons: 16
Coding region: 96-2456 (786 amino acids)
Molecular function (GO): protein binding
Source: RefSeq, a predicted model, not a curated record